UCGGGAAAGGCUGAAAAGUACCUUGUUUUGGUUCCGCCUUCCAACCCCUUCAAACGGGUUUUUAUUUAUUUUUUUAUCGAUUACCGUUUUCAAGAUAUAGGCCAUUGACAGAUUUCGGUGGGACACCCGGUAUAUGAAGAAAUAAUCAAAGACGCAAAUAUAAGACACGUGAUGUUAUAGAAAAAGCAAAGUGUGUUAAUUAGUAGUUAAUAUAGAAUAAACAGCGCAAGGUUGCAUUAUUUUUAGAUUUUGCAAUAUUUAUGCUUAAAACUUAAUUUUUGUUGUUCUAUGUAAGUAGGUAUAUAAUUUACACUACGUAUUCUGUUGUUCAAUAAACACUUUUUGUAGAUUUUCUUAUACUUACCGCUUCUGGGAUAUACAAUAUACAAUGUAUAUUUGAUUGCGAUUCCAGUUUUUUUUUUUUAUAAGGUAGGUAGGUACCUAUCCUGCAUUUUCGUGUAUUAAUUUUUGUUUGUUUCUAUGUUUUCCAUUUUCAAAGCUGCGACAUCCUGAGAGAAAAGAAAAGUUUUUGGGUGGCGAAUUCAAUUCGGAGGCGCGAGCGGUCAUUUGACUACAAACAAAAUAAGGUUCCAUUUUUGCAAAUUAUUCAAUUUCAUUAAAAUGAUUAAUUAAUGAUUUACAACUUGAUGAAGUGGCUGCAAGUAAUUCAAUUAUCUUAUCGCCUAUCAAUAUUAUAUCAUUAAAUAUUUGAACAAAUUAAAGUGCAAAGGGCAUCCUAUCAGUUUUAACAAAAUUAAACAAAUAAAGCCGGGUUUUGUUUUAACGGCUUGGUUUUGAACAACAAAAAAAAUGAUAAAUUAUUUAGUUUUAAUAGUUUUCUCAUUACUAGGAUCGACUUUGGUAAUAAUAGUGGGUAAAAUGUUUGAUAAAAAUCCUGCUCCAUUAUUUGGGGCAUAUCAAAAUCGUAGUGGUGUGUAUUGGAUUAAAGUCAUUUUUAUGUAUGCGCUUCUGUUACUUAAAAAGAUGGGACAAAAACUAACUAGGAAAAAUGAAGAAUUCUAUGAGAAAUUAGACAAUGUUCAAAAGCUUCCAAGCACGCCAAAGGCUGUUGACGCAGUAUAUUUCAACGCCGCUAACAAAAAUGGAGAUCAUUUAAUUGUGGGCACUGCCAGAAGACCCAAUAGAUUGAUCGAUGGAUUUUUCUAUCUAAAACUUCAAUCCUCGAAAUUUGGUUUGCUAGAAUCUCCCAAAAUUCCAGAUACAAGUUUGUUUAAUAGCGCUGCAGAGGAAAGCUAUGAAGCAGAUGGAAUCCAAAUAGCUUUAGUAGAGCCAAUGAAAAAAUGGAGAAUAUCGUUCAAAGGCAAUCUAAAAGAAGCUAACAAUAGACAACAAUUGCAUAAGGUAUCAAUUGACGCUCAAUUUACUUCGGACGAACCUUGUUUCAAUUAUGAAACUCAAAUGGACGAUUGGACAAUGGCUAAAUGCUUGGCCUAUGAAAAUUGGAGUCGGUCCUAUUUUAAAAAUAUGAAAAUGGCGCAUCAGCUUCAUUAUGAACAAUUCGGAAUUUUAAAAGCCAAAAUCACAGUGGACGAUGAGGCAUACGAAAUUGAAUUUGAUGCUGUAAGAGAUCAUACCAUUGGAAAGCACAGAGAUUGGGCCAGUUUUAGACGGUACGCCCUUCAUUGGGUCACUACGGAAAAUGGUGACCAUUUUUCAGUUGGAUCCGUAUGUCAGCCUAUCAAUUUUUCAAGGAUGCAAAUUGGUUAUAUGUAUAACGCCCUUGAAAGGAAGAUGUAUCCGGUAACUAACAGCACAUUUCAUCUGUAUCAGUGGGGUGAAAUGGGUAGUCCACCUAAAGAUUACGCGUUUACUUUUAAUGCUGGUAAAACUGAUUAUGCUAUGCAAGUAAACAUAUCUGAAGCCCCCUAUUUCUAUAUAAGUAAAAAUUGGGAAUCAAAAGUCUAUGAGUGUCUCUGCACGGUCAGAAUUAACGGCAUAAAGGGUUAUGGGGGUGUGGAAUGGGAUUACAGGAACGUAGAAGGACGAAAUGUGGAAGAAUAAAAGGACGUUAAUUGUACCAACUUCCCAGAUUUUUAAUUUUUAAUAAUUAUUGUAGUUAUGCACAAUUUUUUGUACUUUUUAAUAAAGUUAUUUCAUCUUCUUUUUUUUUUAUUUAGAGAAACGGGGGACACCUAAUAGGUACUACCAGUCAAAUAAAAAGACGCAUUUUCAUAAUAGGUAGUAAUUUUUAUUGUAAUUAAACAUUUGCAACUUUAUACAUUAAAUACGAAAUCUGAAAAUCCCUCUAUUACUUGGUCCUAACAAUUAUUAAAAAAGAGAAACCAAUAAAUAAAUAAAAAAAUAUUCAAAACUAACAAUGAAUUAAUAUCCUAUACAUGAAAAAUAUACAGAAGUUAGCAGCAUGUACUAAAAAGACACACACACAAUCGUCCCAUACAUUUCUAAUACUGAAUUAGGGGAAUAAUUUAUUAUUACAGAUUACAAAUAGAUAAAUUAAAUCACAACUCUAUUAUAGUGGCGGCUUGUGAUGAUUGAAGUAUAAGUUGAGUUUGCAUAUUCGUUAUGGCAGUUUAUGGUAAGCUAUCAAUGUUUCUUGGCUGUUUAAAAUUAUUUCACAACAUCCCAAAACCUAAAAGCACCAACAAUGUUUUGCCAAUAAAAAUUUCAAUUUUACAUUAAUUCGAUCCUCCCCACCUCAGAAAAAAAAAAUAACUUCUUAGCCACCACUAACUAACUCAAGUAUAAUAUUUUAAAAAAAAAACAAGACUAAUCAAAAAUAUUAUAAAUUAGGUAUGUAAUUAUGUAUGUAUUUGUACAGCCCUAUUAAAUAUUAUCGGAGAAAUUAUUUUGUGGGUACAUUUCAACAGUAAGUAUUUUCUUCUAGGUCUAUGUACCAUUUCGAUAAACCCUUCGACUUAGUAAUUGCACCUAUAAAAGAGCUUACCCGAAUAUUCAUAAUAGGUCUAAGGGUGCUAAAAUGUAGCAGCAAGUGAAGUCAAACGAAAAUUAGCUCUUAGAAAAAAUGUGUUUCUGGCACUGACAGUUUGAAGCGGCUAUUUCCUCAUUCCCCAUGAAUUAAUUUUCACACUUUACACAAAAAAAAAUUGUCAUUAAAUUGAAUAUAUCGGAAAACUAAAACAAGCGGAUUUCAGAUACCCAAUCUCAUUUUAUCCGAUCAGAGCAUUAUAAUUCACAGAUCUUGUGAGCUACGCUUCAAUAUCCUUAUCCCUAAUUUUAUCACUGGCGGCACAAAAAUUUGCUGAUGUUGAUGAUUAAACGCUUUUGUUGGUAGAUUAAACACGCAAAAAUUUAAAAAUAAAAGCUAAAAAAUCUUUUAUACAUUGAAAUGGUGGGUAUAAUUAUAAUGGAGACAAUUUGAAAGUGAAGUUCAAAACAUGAAAUCCCGUUUAUUCUUGAAAUUUUCCUGCGAAUUAAUUGUAACAGGAUUCAAAAUAAGUUUACCCGUGGAUUUCUUUCAUGAACGUGCGAAAACAUACCUAUAUGACUUAUGAGAAAUUUUAGUCAAGCAAAAAUUUGACGAAAGGCAAAUACAAAUUUUUGAUUUCAGUGAAUCUAGUAUACUUAUAGUUUUCGAGUUUGCGAAAAAGUCUCACAUGAAAAAAUGAGUUAGGCUUUUUUAAAUCCUACAAUAUACAGAAAAAUUGGGAAUAACGGUAUUUUGUGUUUUGUCCUCCUUGAAAAUUUUCAAGUGAUACCAUGGCACAGAUGGCCUAUAAAAAAAACCAGGCCUAAUUUCACUAAUGACAUCAUCGUGGAACUGCUCGAUAGCAUUAGAUGUUUUAAGGCUGACGAUCUGAUACAAACAAAUAAAUUCCAAAAUGUAUAAUAUGAUAUUUCAGUAAAUAAUUCUCUGUCAGAUAAUAUUUAAUAAAGAAAUACAAAUCAAUUAUUACUAAUGACAUAAUUACCACUCUGCGUUAAUAUGUAACUGAUCAAUACCAAUAAAAAUGUAGCGCCAUUGAUUCACAAAAGACAAAAUAUGCUUACAGUUUUAAUAAUGAAGUAUCUAUUUAUUUCGAUGCAAAAACUUUUUCAAUCUUUUUUUGCAGAAGUUAAUUAUAAUAUACUAUGCACAGUAAAAAAUCCUAGAUUAUAUAGUUAAUUAAUAAAAUAUGAGACAGAUCAACAAUAUGUGUAUACAACUAAUCUAUACAGGGGAUUUUGGAGGUACUCCAAUCAAGGCAAAUUAGAAGCAAUACUGUUUAAAAUCGUUCCAAUAUAGAGCCAUUUGUGAACUUGAUGUCGAGGUUUUAUGAUGAGUUUCCUUCAAGAUUAAACAAGCAAAAAUUCAAAAGCAUUUUAAAACCCAGUUUCCAUCUGGGAUGAGGUGUGGACAUCUCCUACUUUGGUCAAUACCAAGUUUUUUGUUUCGGUGAAGUUCAACGUUCAUGGCCCAAAACUAACCAUAUGUUACGUUAAAAUAUCUUCAUUACUCCCAGGUACCAGGUAGGUGGUAGGCAACUUUUAUUCACCUACAAUCAAACAGGUAAUGUUGACAGGCGACUUUAUUGCUGGUUGGGAAGCGUCACAUGACUCACAUUGCCUACUUCCGGCCGGCCCUCUCUUACCGCCAUGAAUUUCAUGAUGUGUCAAUAACAUUUUUAAUAACAAAACUUGUACAAAAAAUAAAUUCUUUUUUUUUAGUUAAAAAUGUAAUGAUAUAAUAAAAUAGUAUACAAACUUCGGUAAAAAGUGUCAUUCCUGUCCUCCGCGUCUCAGUUAACUAACUAAUCUCGCUAUAGGAAUGAAACGCUUCCCGCAUUGAUAUAUAUGUGUUUCACUAUUUUAUUCAAACUGGUAGAAGCUAGACUUUGCUACCAUGUCAAUUCAUUCAGAGAUCUUUUUCUAUAAAAAAAAAUACUUGUUUUAAAUUAAGUACCUACUCAGGGGGUUUUUUAAACUUUAUAUUUUUCUUUAAAGUAGGUAGGUAACACAACAGUCGUUUCAGUAACUAAAAAAACCGAGCUCGAUCGAUUUCAUUUUAAAGUGAUGUUGCAUGAAACGUAUAAAUUUUAUAGAAAGAUGUUUUGAAUAAAAAUGGCUGAUACGUAAUUAUUCUAUCGAAAAAGCUCUCCACAUGCAUGGGUAUAGGAUAUUCGGUUUAUGAAAUUAAACACACUUAAAAAAAUAAGUUCGGAUUAGUCUUCGGGAUAAAAACCCAAGAAGUAAAUUCCUCAGGAUCGAUGCAACCUGUUUGCAUAAACCGAAAACAUCAGCAACCUCACCAACAUCAACUUCAAGUUUAUACCAAAAUUGAACCAUUUGAAGAAGUACACAACAACCAAGUUGUCUCAAGUAUCUUUUUGGCGUAUGCCUGUCUCCUCAAUAACUGAGGGGAAAGGUUGGUUUAUUGAUGUUUAUUAUUAGAGAGGUGGCUGUCGAUUUUGUACAAAUUUUGUUUUGGAUGGAAGUUCUUCUCUCAAUUAUUGGAUGAUGAUACUGCUUAUCUGCCUGCCGUGAUCCUGUGAUGAAAGUCUUAAACAACCUGACAAAGCUAAGUGCUACCUAUAAAAAAGUGUUUGGCUGAUUUGCAGAAAUUUUAAUUUUUCGAUUGUCAAUCAAAUCAUACCGCCCAGUACACAGAUAGCCCUUUUUUACAACUUUGCCGGGACUAUUUUUUUUUUGUUUCUGCGCUAACCAGACCGACUCUUUUCUGUUUGUCAUCAUAAAAUUAAGUGAAGAUCAAAUUUCCAGUCAGAACUAAAAUCGUGACGGAAUGGAAAUACUGCUCCUAAACUAUUAGCAGCGUUUCUAAACAGAAAUGCAAAUUUGCCUUGUGAAGGAACUCCUAGGAAAACUCUACAAAAAAAAAAUUGCUUUCAAAUUAAAAGUUAAAAAUACACAUCUAAAUAAUUAAUGUUACCAAUAUAUAUUUCUGAUUCUAAUAAUAUAAAUAUAUAAAUUUUGACAAUAUUAAUGUAACAGAAUCGAGUCUUUGGUUUUUGGCAAACUCGAUAUUUUAAUAAACUUCUAUUAAUUAUAAUGCAUCAGACAAAUCGGUCUGAUCAUAAAAAUUUCAUAAAAACACAGCUAAAUGUGUGCUUUAGCAUGUCAAAUAACUUGAAGCAACUAGAACCAUUAUAAACAUAGACAGUAUCUAUAAGUAAAACCGCUCUUUGAGGAUUUCUAUAAUUUCCCAUUCCUUCUAUCUCGUGUGAGAUUCCUGAUACAUUCAUCAAUUACAAUCACCUCUUUUUUCGAAGUCACUUUUCCCUUUUCUGGAAACAAAAUUAUAAAUUGGGAAAAAAGGAGAAAUGUGAAAAUUUAGCACGCACUCAUAAUCUUGCAUGUUGGGAUUGGAAUUGACUAGAAAGAUUAAAAUAAUAUUAAGUACAUUUUCAUAAAGUUUAAUGCCUAUUCUAAAUAUAUCAACCAUCAAGAAAUCGAAAACAAUAAAUAAAAAAAUAAAAUUAUUUCAUAUAACUGAUAUUUUGAAGAAAAAAAUGUUUUCAUUAUCAUUCCUGAUUGUAAAGUGAAGAUGUAUUUCAUUAUACACAUGAAUUUUGAUAAGAUCCUUCGAGGAAGAUCUACUCUCCUUGAUUUUCAUUAACGAGGCAUUAGCUUUUCCAAAACUUCUAACACUUGCUUACAAACAAAUAAUUUACACGCAUUAUACCAUACCCACCCAAACAAUUCUUUUUAAUUUUCAAAACUCCUCGUUACCUAUAUAACACAGGCGAAAAAUCAGUUCGUUUCAGAGUUGCGACGAGCUUGUACUCUCAUCCUCUGAAUUACUAUCAACAGCAUCAGCAGCUAAUCUUUUAGGACUAGGCAAAGCUAAAAUCUCAUUUCUUUUGUCCAUUUCAUUGGGUAACGCUGGUAGUUGAAGGUCGACUUCGUUAUCGUCAUCCAAAUCCAAGUUAUCGUCCAAUUCUGACCUUUUAUCUUCAUGAAGGUACUUCGGACUACUGUUUUGAUUAUUGCCCCAUAAAAACACGUCAUCAUCUUCAAAAUUGGCAUUUCUUGCGGAAGACGAUCUGGGCUCUUCGCCUUCUUCUUUAUUCGUAGAGAGGGCGUUUGAUGAAGAGCUCAAGCUGAGCGGGUUUCUAAUUCUAGAUUUUUUGGUACACGGAGAUUUAGUGGGAGUAUUUUUUGGAGGUGUAGUGUUCCUGAAACUCCUUCUUAAUAUCCUGGAGGCUACAAGUUCGGGACUUUCAUCUAAAUCCAGCACAUAGCUGACAGAGUCAGAUUUUUCCACCACUCCCUUUACUAUUGGGGAAGCAGGCGGUGACAGUUCAUCCUCAAAUAUUGAGGAAUUUUUAGAUUUUCUACUUCCACUAGAAGUUUCAAAUGGUAUUCCUUUAUGAGAUGAUUCUCUGAAAGAAAAUGCUCUUUCCAAAGACUUUGAGGAAUUGUGUUUUUCGUUGAAACUUGAACUGUAGAUGUUCGAACGAUUAAAUACAGUUUCUUCAGCCUGCUCCAUAACUUUGGUGAAAACUUCCUUAUUUUGCCUCAAUUUCCAUUGUAAUUCCUCAUUAUGUUGGCUCAGCCUCCUGGUAUGGUGUACUUCUUCCUUAAACGAUUCAUGCAACUUUUGAUUUUCUUGUAUCAACGUUUGUUCAUAUUCAUAUUUUCGUUGAAGUUGAUGUUGCAAAUCUUCGCAUCUCGCUUGUAGCGCGGAAGCUUUAUCUUCGGCGCCUUCAAGAGUUUGCUGCUUUCGUCUUGCUUCUUCCAAUGACUUUCUUAGUUCAGUUAUUUCGUUUUGUUUUAAUUCUAGAACUACUCUCAGUGAGUAGACUU
This is a messenger RNA of Ceutorhynchus assimilis (cabbage seed weevil), 7743 nucleotides long. Lineage: Eukaryota; Metazoa; Arthropoda; Insecta; Coleoptera; Curculionidae. The record is from the annotation of a GenBank genome assembly.